Messenger RNA from Rotaria sp. Silwood2, 315 nucleotides. Lineage: Eukaryota; Metazoa; Rotifera; Eurotatoria; Philodinida; Philodinidae. The record is from the annotation of a GenBank genome assembly.
AUGUCUCUCGCCAUCGAGAAGAUUUUAUUUUGUCUUGCUCUUAUUUUCUUAUUCGCUCUGUUCAUUGGUACACAUGCCAGUGAUGCUGAUUACUUGGUUCAAUUGAAUCAUGAUCAAGAUUUACCGGAAUCCAUUCGUUAUAUGUUUAAACGACGAUUUUUGCCAACACGUCGUGAGUCAAAUUUAUACAUCAGUGAUGAUGUCAAUGGUCCAAAUAAAGAAGAUGAAUUUCAUUUGAAUGCUAAACGAUAUUUUUUGAAAUCCAAACGUUACUUUCUUAACAGUAAACGAGAUACUGAACCAAUAUAUGAAUAA